ACAUUUCUUUGGACCAAAGAGCCCUAAAACACUUGGCACAGACCACACUUUACCACCAGCUGUUCUCCAACUACUCUGCUGGUUCAGAGCAGCACAGUAGGACAGUGGGGACCCCUGGGAUCCCCAGGACAGCAAGGUGGAGAACCUGGAGAGGGGGAAUGUCUGGGAACGUGGCACCCUGAAGGUGAGAGUCAGAGGAGAAGGGACCCUUGGGACUCCCAACACUCCCAGCAUCCCUAAAUGGGACCCCCAGCAUCGCAGACAGGGGAGACCCUCUGAACCCCAGAGGGGAGAGCCCAGAGAGGGGGAACUCCUGGGAGAGUUUUUUUGGGGCUAAUCUUCAUAUUUUAGAGUACUUUUUAGCUGAAUCUCAACUUUUUGCAGUUUGGACAGGCAGGAGUUUUCUCACUAUUUCUGAGGAGCUUUUGCCUGAAUUUUGAUUGUUUGGGUUUUUCUGGGCUGAAUCCUGGUGUUUUGGAGGUUUUUAUGGUCACAGGAUGCCCGAUGUGUUCUAGAGAUGGACUUGGGCAGGAGGAACCCCCAAGCCAACGUGCUCAGCCCUUGUUUUCCCCCCCAUCAGGAUUUCUCCUUCCCAAAGCUUGGCCAGAUGAAGGAGGCUGGGAGGAAGAGGAAGGUGCCUUGGGCCCCCCAGGCAGGCCCCGAGCUGAGGACGGAGAGCCCGGAGGACAAAUCCCCCCGGCAGAGCCUGGUGGGAGAGGCCGUUUUGAAGGGCUCCCCGGCGCAGGAAGGCAGUGGGGAGGAAAAGGGCCGGAGAUCCCCCCACAGGAGGGGCUCCAAAGCCAGCCCAGGGUGCUCUGAGGAGGAAAGAGCCAGCCUGUGCCGGGAAGGCGGCCAGAGCUUGAGGGGGAGCUCUGAGCUGGUGGUCCUUGAGCAGCCUCCCAGCAGGGAGAAGCCCUUCAGGUGCUUGGACUGUGGUAAGAGCUUCAAGGCCAGCACCACCCUCCUCACCCACCAGCACAUCCACACUGGGGAGCGGCCCUACACGUGUGGGGAAUGUGGGAAGAGCUUCAAGUGCAGCUCCAACCUAGUCCGACACAAGCGCAUCCACACUGGGGAACGGCCCUACACGUGUGGGGAAUGUGGGAAGAACUUCAGGGACAGCUCCACCCUCCUCACCCACCAGCACAUCCACACCGGGGAACGGCCCUACACGUGUGGGGAAUGUGGGAAGAGCUUCAACUGCAGCUCCAACCUACGCAACCACCGUCGUGUCCACACUGGAGAACGGCCCUACACAUGUGGGGAAUGUGGGAAGAGCUUCAGUGACAUCUCUACCCUCCGCAGCCACCAGCGCAUCCACACCAGAGAGCAGCCCUACACGUGUGGGGAGUGUGGGAAGAGCUUCAGGACGAGCUCCAGCCUCCUCGUCCACCAACGCAUCCACACCGGAGAACGGCCCUACAAGUGCUUGGAAUGUGGGAAGAGAUUUCAGACCAGCUCACAUCUCCUCCUGCACCAGCGGACGCACACGGAUGAGAGGCCCUUCCGCUGCACCGACUGCGGGAAGGGCUUCAAGCAGAGCUCCGCCCUUGUCACCCACCGGCGCAUUCACACUGGGGAGCGGCCCCACAAGUGCUUGGAAUGUGGGAAGAGGUUUCGGACCAGCUCCAAUCUCCUCCUGCACCAGCGGACACACACAGAUGAGAGGCCCUUCCGCUGCACCGACUGUGGGAAGAGCUUCAGCCAGAACUCUUCCCUUGUCACCCACCGACGCAUCCACACCGGGGAGAGGCCCUACAAGUGUGGGGAGUGUGGGAAGAGCUUUGCCCAGAGCUGUACCUUGACCAAACAUCAACAGACCCACCGGUAAGAGAAGCGCCUCGAGUGCCCCGACUGCAGGAAGAGCUUCGGCUGCUGCUGCAACUCCAUCAGCCAUUGAAGGACCCCCGUUGGGUGAUCCACAGGAACCCACGUUGGGCACAGACCUGGUGACCCUUGUUCCAGGUGAUCCAUGCUGGGCACACACCUGGUGACCCCUGUGUCCAGCCCCUGUCCCGACCCCUCUGACAGUGAGGGUGACCCAGGGUCUUGUUAACUGAUCCCUUGGGGAAGAUUAGAGUUACUUUAUCUAUCUAUCUAUCUAUCUAUCUAUCUAUCUAUAUAUGUAGGGUUCACUUUAGAUCAGUUUUGUUUCCCUGUAGAGUAGGUUUGGGGCAGUUUUGGCUCCUGUCUAUAGUGAUAUAAAACCAUAAAAAUAACACUUCUUCUCUCUGGCUCCAAGCCCAGCCUGUCCCCUCCAGGGGUGGAUGUUCUCCCCCCUUCCCCGGGUGGUUCCUUUGCCCCUGGGCAGCAAAGCCCCCGCUGCUUCUGCAGCUGGAGAGUGUUGGAGCCAUGGACCAUUAACAUUCCAGUCUCUCCCAGCUCUGCACCCCAAAAGUCGAGCGGGAUCAAUGUGUCCCCUCAAAGUGGCUCAAUCCCAUAGCAGUUCAGA
This is a messenger RNA of Pseudopipra pipra, 2452 nucleotides long. RefSeq names its product zinc finger protein 664-like. Gene Ontology annotation, cellular component: nucleoplasm. The record is from RefSeq and is a predicted model, not a curated record. The transcript has 2 exons. The coding region runs from base 518 to 1831 and encodes 437 amino acids. Lineage: Eukaryota; Metazoa; Chordata; Aves; Passeriformes; Pipridae. Gene Ontology annotation, biological process: regulation of transcription by RNA polymerase II. Gene Ontology annotation, molecular function: DNA-binding transcription repressor activity, RNA polymerase II-specific; RNA polymerase II cis-regulatory region sequence-specific DNA binding.